AUAGAAAUAUACAGAGCUACCGCAAAAACGGAAGUUCAAAGACAAUAUUAUAAAGAUGGCGGCGCGCUUGUUUCUCUGGUAAAUAAGGUCUAUUGGCUUCAAAAAUACUCUUCAGAAAUACAAUCGAUAAACGCUGCUGUUUAAAGUUGAUCGGAGAUGUUAAGUAGGUGGAUUACAGUUUAACACCCGGUUGCUCAUUUUUGACUCAAACGACGCGCCUUGAAAAUUUGUCAACAGAACUCCAAAGAACUAACCCUAACUGGAUAAGGAAAUUCCUAGAGCCGGUAAAACUCGGAGCAAGAUCUUGAAACCGGACAGUUCAAGAGACAAACUACAAUGCCAUUUUGGCAUGUACCAGUCAGGAACCCAUCAGGGAUCCACAGUUGUCUUCUAUUACUCUUUGCUAUAGCUACCUGUCUGAAUGGAUUAGUCCCUGAUGCGGUGAAAGUGAGGGAUACUGCGAUUAUCCCUUGCAACGAAACAUGUAAUCAGGAUAUUUUAUGGGAAUUUACAUCUAAAAAUGAAAAGUUGGUUGUCUUGCGAUGUGUUCAAGGGACUUGCACAGAAGGAGUCAGCUUUAAGAACAGAGUAAGCCUCUCUGAAAAGGCUGGAAAGCUGUCUCUAAAACUCUAUCCAGUGCUGUACAAUGAUGAAGGCUGGUACAAGGUCAUGUGCAAUUCAGAAUUUCUUUGUAGAUUUCACUUGGAAGUUUUUGUACCCACUACUGUGAACGCCACAAUCAGAGGCAAUGUCACACUGCCCUGCUAUGCACGUACAGAGAAACAGAUUGCUGAUAAUGCUGUGAACAUCUUAUGGAAAAAAGAUGACCAAAUGGUGUUACAAGUUAAAGAAGGAAUUACAAAAUAUGGUUUAAGUUUUACAGACAGGGCAUCAGUUUCACUACCUCAUUAUAAGGACGGAGAUCUUUCCCUUACCAUAUUCUGGGUCUACACAUCAGAUAAGGGAUUAUACCGGUGCUAUCACAGUACAGAAGAGGAACAUGGGCAUCCUGGUGCUGUCACUCUUAAUGUUCCAGCUCUUCAAAAGUUCUAUUCAAAGAAAUUUGGUGACAAUCUCACCCUUGACCUGUUCGGCUCAGACCCUGUGACGGUGUCUUACACCGGUUCAGCCGAGACCCUGGUUUGCAGUGUGACGGGAAACAACACUGUGUGUUCACCUGAAUACGCUAACAGAGUGUCUGUCAUCAAUAACUCCCUUGUGCUGAGCGGGUUGACAUCUUCUGACAGUGGUAUCUUUACUGUGAAAGAGAAAACGGGUGAAGUUAUUAGUAUCAACACUGUUACUGUGGAGGGUGUGACCCAGUGGUAUUACUACGUAGCUCUGUCUGUACUGACUGCAAUUGUUCUCAUUUGCAUUUGUCUGUUAAUUUGGUGUAAGUGUCAAAGAAAGUCACAAGCACCAGAUGCUCGAUCCUAUUAUAAUGCAACAGAGUCUACUGGUGUUAUAGAGCCACCAAGAGAGCCUGCAUGCAUCGGAUUGUCACAACAAGAAACCAGCCCAAAUAUUUCAGAGGAGUCUGACAUGUAUACACACACCCCCGUAGAGGAGACCACGCCUAUGAUGACCACUGAGAAGCAGGACAGCACUGAUAAGGAGGUGUGUGGAGUAAAUGUGUGGAAUACCUCUGGAAUAUGACUGGGAGAAACAAUGUCGCAUACUUUAAGGAAACUGAUAAAAUGCUUUAAUUUUCUGCUUCUAUACUGUAUGCUGUGAAAAAGAUGGCAUUACUUUUUAGGAUACUCUUGGGAUAACUGUGCCAAUGAACAACAUGUGAAACACAAAGAGAAAGGAAUGAUGUUUUUUUUAGCUCAGGAAUUCAGUGAAAGCUUGAACUGCCUUCCUCUAGACAAAUUUGCUAGACCACCUGUUACGACUGGAAUCUGAUAUGUCUGAUUAAUUCUAGUGUACAACAAAAUUUUCAAAAGAACUGUGAAACAUAUUUAUAGGUGAAGGUUACUAGAUCAAUGGAAAAAUAUAAUUAACACCAAAGAAACCGUGUGAACAGGAAAGCACACCAGUUUUUAGGGUUUUUAUAGUGGCUUGUAGUUAGCCACAGAAUGUACUUAACAUAUUUAAUUACAAAUCACUUAAUGGCCUUUUCCUGAUAAGUUUACAUGGCUGACAGACGUCUUAAGCCAUUAGGGUUGAGCCAGACAUGCUGGAACUGCACAUCUAUUACUCUGGCCAUAAUUGAACAAUCUCCCAGAUGAUGUCAGCCCACACUGCCUCUCAAGCAUUACUCUGCACUUUUUCUUGUUGCGCUUUGAUACAGUGCACUUUUUCUUGAAGUUUACUUGAAGUUUUUGAUGAAGGUGUUUGUGUUUUAUUAAUUUCUGUGGUCCAAAUUCACAUGAAAUGAAUGUUCUCUUGAUGAAUGUACCCAGACCAAUUCUUUAGUAUUCACUAGGUUUAUCACAAUGUGCGUGCUUUCUACUACUAUUUUCAAGUAGCUAUAUAUUUAGAAUAAAUGACUGCACCAAGGAGAGGGAAAUGGUUUCACUAAUAAUUUGUAUAUUUUGCACAAAUCAAUAAAUCGUUUUAAUUCUU
Messenger RNA from Ctenopharyngodon idella (grass carp), 2568 nucleotides. RefSeq lists its product as uncharacterized. The record is from RefSeq and is a predicted model, not a curated record. Gene Ontology annotation, biological process: negative regulation of T cell proliferation; cell surface receptor signaling pathway; immune response. Lineage: Eukaryota; Metazoa; Chordata; Actinopteri; Cypriniformes; Xenocyprididae. Bases 337 to 1656 code for a protein of 439 amino acids. Gene Ontology annotation, cellular component: external side of plasma membrane. The transcript has 6 exons.